AUGGUGAAGAUCUUUGUGGGAAACCUGUCCACAGAGGCCACGCAGGAGGAGCUGAAAGAACUGUUCGAGCAGUAUGGCAGCGUCAUGGAGUGUUCCAUCAUCAAGAACUUUGCCUUUGUUCACAUGGACGACCGCAAAGCUGCCGUUAAAGCCAUCAAGAACCUGCACCAUCACAUGCUCCACGGCACGCCCAUGAACGUGGAGGCCAGCCACAGCAAGAACCAGGGCCCUGUCAAACUACACGUGGCCAAUGUAGAGAAGGGCUGUGACAGUGAGCUGCUGGCCAUGUUUGAGGAGUACGGUACCGUUUCAGAGUGUGCCGUUGUCAAAAACUUUGCUUUCGUACAUAUGCCCAACUAUGACGAGGCAAUGGAUGCACUCAAGGACCUGGAUAGCUCAGAAUUCCAAGGCAAACGCAUCCAUGUGCAGGUUUCUAAAAGUCGGCCUCGGAACGAAGGCCCCGAAGACUUCCCGCCCCCUCCUCCCCCUGAUUACUGGGGCCCCUCUCGUUACCCAGAGAGGCCAGAGCUGCCCCCUCCCAGCUACAUGCGAGGCCGCUAUGCCCCCCCAGGUUACCACCCCCCUCCCCCCCUGCCGCCCCCUCCCCCCAGACGGCCCCUUUACGCCGAGCGUCCGUACGAAGGCGAGAGGGAUAGGUACGGCAGCGUAGUCGAUUACUAUGAGAAGUACAGGGCGCGUCCGUACGCCGCCUCGUACGCCGACCAGCGAGCCGCCCUCCCGCCGCCUCCCGCUCCCAUCGCACGGGACCCGUACGAGCGGCAGCCUCUGCCGCCGCCUCCCCCGCCGCCGUCGUACUACGCCAGAGACCGUAGCCCCAUCAGACGCCCGCCCGCCGCCCCCCUCCCACCUGCAUCUAACGGCUACGGCUAUGAGCGCUCUCGUGUCGCCCCCGGAUACGGCAGGGACCCCUACGGCGACAUACCUCCGCCUCCCGCUCCUCGAUACGCUUAUUAA
This is a messenger RNA of Knipowitschia caucasica, 975 nucleotides long. NCBI's taxonomy places the organism in Eukaryota, Metazoa, Chordata, Actinopteri, Gobiiformes, Gobiidae. The record is from the annotation of a GenBank genome assembly.